Molecule: messenger RNA, 597 nt
Organism: Emiliania huxleyi CCMP1516
Lineage: Eukaryota; Haptophyta; Isochrysidales; Noelaerhabdaceae
Exons: 3
Coding region: 1-597 (198 amino acids)
Biological process (GO): regulation of transcription by RNA polymerase II
Cellular component (GO): PcG protein complex; transcription regulator complex
Molecular function (GO): RNA polymerase II cis-regulatory region sequence-specific DNA binding; DNA-binding transcription factor activity, RNA polymerase II-specific
Source: RefSeq, a predicted model, not a curated record
AUGGACGCCGUGUGCGAGCCCUGUCCACCGCCUGCGCAGCUCAGCAGCGAUGCCGCCGCCAGCAGCAAUGCUGCCGGCACGACCCACAUGCGCAACCCGCGCCCGCGCCGGUGGAAGUCGCGGCUAAUCCAGCAGAAGACGCUCAGCGGCACGAUCACCGUCCGUAAGUGGGUCUCCGACGACGCGCCGGCGCUCGGCGCGCGGCGCGUGCCUGGCGACUCUGCCGCGUACUUGUGCACACUCGAGGGUUGCGGCAAGGCGUUCGCGGACGCGGCGUCGCUGCGCAAGCACAUGCACACGCACGGCGAGAAGCAGUACGUGUGCCAGGUCGAGGGGUGCGGCAAGCGCUUCCUCGACUCCUCCAAGCUGAAGCGACACUCCCUCACCCACACGGGCGCGCGCCUCCCCGCCCCUAAAGACACCUUUCCGGGCCCAGACACCGCGCGCAAGGGACAGUCGAGAGCGAACGGCCCUACCUUUGUCCAUUUGAGGGCUGCGGCGAGAGGCCGUUUGCCUGCUCCUUCCCGGGAUGCGACAAGCGAUUCGCGCAAGAGUUGCGAUCCCCCCUCCGCCCUGCCUGUAAACUUGAACGGGUGA